UGUAUAAGUUUUAUUUAUGUUUUUAAUUAUUGCAAAAUAUUUAGAUAAAUUUUAUAAAAAAGAGAUAUUAAUUUAAUAUCGACAGAGAGCAUUUUUUCGCUUAAACAAAAACCCUUCCUGAAGCGCACGCACUUGCAAUAAAUAGGUCAGCAAAAAAAAUCACUUAAAACACUCGAAAUCAUGUAACUACAGUCACAGAAGCCCUCCUACCGAUCAUACAAAAUAUGUACACUUGUGCUUGUUGUUUCUAUAUUUCAAACGCGCAGCCGAACCAAUUAACAACAAUAAUAAUAUUACUCUCUUUCAAAUACUAUUUGUGUGCAUUUACAAUAGCAAUAAGAGCAAAACGAAAGGCAAUAAUUACUGUUGACAAGCAAGCGGCGGGCUUGUCGCGAAAGUGCUAAAUAUAGAAUAGGAAAAAGGCGAUAAAAAGCAAUCAAAUAAAAGAGAAGGGAGUAGCGAGUAAAAAAGCAAAAGAAAAAAGACGGUAGCAAAAUAAAUGAGACAAAUAAAAGCUCUCACAACAUCAUUGCAAUUGGUAUUGCAUGCAAAAACGUGUUAAAUUACAAGUGAACUCUGUACUCAGGAGCUUCGGCUGGCAGCAGAUCUGCCGCUCUCACACGAUCUGGGCCUCAAUCGCGAAAUUUCGUCAAAAUUAAAAUAAAAAAAAAUUCUAAUAAAUAUUUUUAAUUUGAGAUUUCACAAAAAAUUUAAAAUAAAAAUCAGCACACCCACACGCACAAUACAGUCAAAAAAAAAAAAACAGAAGGAAGAGAAAACUUUUUGACGCCGCAACUGGAAAUAGAAACAAUUUUACAAGACGACGAAACAUAACAGAUGGAGGCACACGAACGGCAAACGUGUGACUUUUGCAACAGGCAAGCAUUUUUCGUUCAUAAAGUCCACUGCUCUCCUCCCCAUCAUUUGCUUUGCCAUACUCGCGCACGUUUCCAGUGCUUCAGCUCGAACAUUACCCGUAAGAAGACAAAUACUGCACACUCUCGAAAGCCGGAUGCAGCAUCAUAAGAAUCUGAUGCUUCAGGAAAGCGAGCGUAUGCCCAGCCACACUGUACCCACAUAUCGCCAUCAUCACCUAAACAUUCGUUCGCUUGACAUGAACUGCAUGGACAUUGCAAAAGUUGUGCGUAGCUUGAAAAUUCAAGCUGAGGUGUCGCUACAAACGCUCAAGGACAAUGUGCAUAACUAUACUCUUCCCCGUUUCAAUACAACACCUGAAAAUGCCACAGAAUAUUGGAUUAAAUCCAAAUUGAAUUUGUCGCAUCCAUAUCAAAAGUUCUUGGACCGUGAUUUCACGAAAUCAGUAGUGAGUCAUGACUUUAGUCAUUUGGAGGGCAAGACAUUGGAUGAAGAAUUGCUCAAAGUCGAACUGAACAAAAUCUACAAGACCAUCAAAACGUUACAAAUCAUUUUCACACGCCUCUCAGAGGAAAAUCAAAAGAACGAGCAAGCUUUAAUGCAUAGAUAUCGUCAGGGUUUCAAUGACAUGAACAAAUAUUUGGAUGUCACACGUGUCGAAUUGAAUAACAAUCUACAGAUCACAAAAUCCGCUAUUGAUACGCUUCAAAUUACAAUGGAAAACUUCGAUGAGAACAGUGUCACCUACAAUGAGACCGUCUUCGCGAAAGACUGGUUGAUGGUUGUCGAAAAUAUAAGUUUCCUGCAGUAUCUGGAUCAGCUCUAUGCAUUGUUGUUGAAGAUGUGCAACGGUACAAAAUGAUAUCUCAACGCAAAAGACAUGUAAAUACUCGUACUCGUAAAAUAUAUGUAAUAAGAAUAUAUUUGUAAACGCCUGAGAGGCCGUCGUCACACCAAUUCGAUACAAACCGAGCCAGCAACAAAUCAUAUGCAGGAGAACGAACGCAGACGAAGACAAACGAGCACAAAUAUAUGUAUGCACGAGUAUGUCAAUAAAAUAGAUAUAUGUACAUACACGUGUACAUGCGUAGGCAAAAUGCAUGUUCGUUAAAUUGGGAGCCAAGCAGCGGCGGUGUUGCUUUUUUUCGUUGAUCUCUUCCUGCUCAAAUCAUCUCGUUUUACUACAGCCUGAGGGAUGUAUAGGACGGAUGCGCGCGCUGAUGGGUUGUAAGUGAAUUUGGGUGUGCGAUUUUUAGCUAGAGACUAUAUCCUAUUUAUGCUUUAUUUUUAUUACGGAUUCAAAAAGCUUUUGCUUUUCCAUUAUGACAAUACCUUAAUUAUUAUUAUUAUUAUUAAUAUUGAUAUUAUUAAUUUUAUAAGACAUUUUUUAGAAACUUAAUUUAUGAGAGAUUUGACGAUAUUGAUUUGCUUACAAUUUUUUCGAUUUCAACUU
Molecule: messenger RNA, 2329 nt
Organism: Anastrepha obliqua
Lineage: Eukaryota; Metazoa; Arthropoda; Insecta; Diptera; Tephritidae
Exons: 5
Coding region: 1013-1738 (241 amino acids)
Source: RefSeq, a predicted model, not a curated record